CACUUUACUACAUUUGGACUCCACUCCGUUAAAUCCCGCUCUCGCUUCACGAACCCUAAAAACCCUUUCGCCUCGGAAUACGGAGGCCGGACGGAUCGUCGCCGGAGAUGCCAGGGCGGCCGUCGGAUCCUGGCAGCGAAGCCGUCGUCCCAUUCUCGCCGGAGUUCCGGGACCCGGUGGUCUAUCCCGUCCACCACGGCGUCCGGCCCCCCCUCCUCCGCGUGUACGUCGCAUGGUCCCGCGGCAGCCUCCUCCACGUGGCCUGCCUUCGCCAACCCUCUCCCGAACCGGAACCCGAAGACUCCGUCGACGAAGGGGAGGCCGGCGGGAAGGUGGUGGAAGUGAGGCUCAGAGCUGGCGAAGAGGGUAUCAGCGAGGCCCAGAGGCGGAGGAUCGCCUAUGGAUCCGUCCCUGCCUUUGCGCUGCUCCAGAGCAGGAAGAAUUCGCUCAUGGCGAUGUCUAGGAUGUCAUCCUCUUUACUUCGCGGUGAAUGGUGGCAAUAUGUUUUGGAGUAUAGUAAAAACAUAAGUGAGCUUCUGGGAACUCGUCGGCUUUCUUCUAACAUGGUGAUUGAAGACCCAAGGAUGGUUGUGCAGCCUUCUGAGGAACCCACCAGUUUGAAGGCUGCAUGGGAGCUGAUGGAGAUUUUUUAUGUUGAUAAACAAUCAUUAACAUGGCUUCCAGAGCGUCUUGUGGAUUGGUCAGAAGACUAUGACAGCCUAGUGACCAGGACAGAGCUCACAAUUCAUUCAAAGCUUGUGAAUAUGCAAAAGAAACUUGCUAAUGUGAAGGUAGUUGAGGAUGAUCCUGACUAUUGGGAAGGAAUGUCAUCAGCACUUGCAGUUGGUUGGCUUGACAUCGUGGUGAAAUUGUUAAGAUUCCAUGGAUCUUAUCAGUUGGAUCAACUUGACAAUCGUGAGACAGAAAAUGGGUUAGUAGAGGCCGUUGCUGUUCUUGUCUCUACAAUGCCACGUUUACGUCCUGAUCCAUCUUCUGGGAAAUUAGGUCAAUUUUGUAAAACUAGACCAGAUUUUAUCAAGGCUUGGGAGAAAUGGCGAGGCCACUUGAGUAAGCUAGAAUGUUCUGCAUUUUGGGUUCAGUGCAGCCAUGACCAAACUCGUGAAGGCCUUCAGAAGUUGUUAAAGAUCAUGCUGGGAGACAUUACCAAUAUUACUUCUGCAACUUGUCACUGGAUGGAGCUUCUUGUUUCUCACUUGCUAUACAUUAGACAAUUCAUGGCGGGUUUAGAAGGGCUUAACAACUUGGCUCAUAAAUGUAGGCAGUUGAAGCCAACUGUUCAUUAUAAUGGGCUAAUGAGUCUUCUAAUUGGUAUUCUUGAAGAAAGCCCUGAGGUUGUAUUAGCAGAAUGCUCAAAGACAUUUGGUCCGUGGAUGGUUGCCCAUGGAAUAGAGUUGUUGACAGCUGGCAGCGAUCAUGCUGACGUUCUGUUGCACGAAGAGAGAUACAGCUUGGGAGGUAUCAGCAUAGAGGAACUCCACCGGCUUGUAUAUGCUCAAAUUCUUUCUUCACAUCCUUUGACUUGUCAAAUUGCACCAACGUAUCUGGCAUCAUGCCCGAAGCAAGGGAUAGGUUUGUUAGAGAUUUUACUGUAUAAGCAGCCUAUUCAGCAUCAUCAAGUCAUUCUAAAGAAUCUUGAGAUUUGUCGCUUAUAUGAACUUGAUAACAUCAGUGUGAAUGUUUUGAAGACUGCUGGUAUGUACAACUGGAAGCAUGGUAGGAGAGGAUUUGGAAUUUACUGGCUUCAACUAGCUCGUGAUGAAGUACGGCUCAACAGAAUUGCUCAACAACUUUUUAAAUGUAUAGGGAAAUCGUUGUCUGAUGACAGCUUCAAGCAAUGGGAGGGAUUACUUGAACUGCUUGGUACACAAGUAGGGAGUUCAGGAGGCCUGGAGUUUCUUCAUAAAUAUCGAGACUUUAAGAGAACCCUUAAGCAGGUGGAAGAUGGAAGAGCUUCUAAUGCUGCUCGACAAGCUGCAGAAUCACUCAUACAGCUGAUGAGAAGUCCAUCCACUCCACAACAAUUCUGGCUUCCUCUUUUGCAUGAUUCAGUGAAGUUGCUAAAUUGGAAGGCUCACCCACUGUUGAGUGUCUCGGAAACAAACCUGUUGCUGAAUAAGCUACAAGAUUUAUCCAUGGGAAAGCUGCGUCCAGAUUUCGUCGAUGCUGACCUGCCGCCCAGUGCCCUGAGUUCCAUCAGACUAGCCCUCGCCACCAAUCUUGGGCGUGCUAUUCUUGAAGAAUGCUGAUACUCAGUGAGCCAUCCUCAUGCCUCUGUAUCCUAAUUUAAUUGAUGUGCAAGUUCCCUUCAUGUUUGAAGGAAUCAUGCAGAAGUGUUAGCAUCCGAACUGUACCAUUUAGUUUGAACCAGGUGCACUGUGUAUUAAGUGGAAGAAAGAUUCUUCUAAAGGUUUUGUAAGCAGGGUUUUCUUUUA
Musa acuminata AAA Group (dessert banana) is the source of this 2453-nucleotide messenger RNA. RefSeq names its product nuclear pore complex protein NUP85-like. Gene Ontology annotation, cellular component: nuclear pore outer ring. Gene Ontology annotation, biological process: positive regulation of DNA-templated transcription; protein import into nucleus; mRNA export from nucleus. The coding region runs from base 108 to 2267 and encodes 719 amino acids. The record is from RefSeq and is a predicted model, not a curated record. The transcript has 18 exons. NCBI's taxonomy places the organism in Eukaryota, Viridiplantae, Streptophyta, Magnoliopsida, Zingiberales, Musaceae. Gene Ontology annotation, molecular function: structural constituent of nuclear pore.